Salvelinus fontinalis (brook trout) is the source of this 3046-nucleotide messenger RNA. RefSeq names its product synaptotagmin-9-like. Gene Ontology annotation, cellular component: dense core granule; membrane. Bases 441 to 1991 code for a protein of 516 amino acids. Lineage: Eukaryota; Metazoa; Chordata; Actinopteri; Salmoniformes; Salmonidae. Gene Ontology annotation, biological process: regulation of dopamine secretion; regulation of calcium ion-dependent exocytosis; cellular response to calcium ion. Gene Ontology annotation, molecular function: SNARE binding; calcium-dependent phospholipid binding; phosphatidylserine binding. The record is from RefSeq and is a predicted model, not a curated record. The transcript is spliced from 7 exons.
AGAACGGAGAUUCCUAUGAGUGUGCAAUGGGAAAUAAUUGCACGCAGUCAAAGCCAUUCAUUCAAGACCUUGAGGAGCACCAGCUCAGUAAUUCAGCACCACAGCCUAGUGGACACCGCACAACACACAACGCAACGGAGGACAUCAAAUUCCAGUGGAUGGAUUCAACCAGUGGUACAAUUCUAAGACUUAAAAUAUAUUCAAGAUACAAUAUAAAGUUUUGACAUAGGCUUAACUAAAGUCAUCUUUCAGAGGAAAACUUCGUUGGAUAAAGAGUUUAGCCACUCUUCGCUUGCGUAAUGCUGGUGUAGGCAAAAGUGCUAUUAGGGAUGACUGAAUGCGCCCGGCGCCUGGAAUCGGGGUCUUGAUACUGUAGGCGUUAGGAGUGUUGUGGAGCUGCCGGAGAGCCCCUUCAUUAUUAAGAAGGAUGCUGGUGGGAAAUGCCUGGAGACAGAGAGGACGAGAUUUUUCGAAAGGCUCUGGAACUGCUGUCGGAUCUCUGUUCUAGGGGCGAAGUGCAAAACGAAAACUGUGUGGAUUUUAUAUACUAUUUUCGAGAUCUUGCCAGACCAAGAUACUCAGACUCAGACGAGUCAGUGAGCCUGCUGUCUCUGGUGGUGACCACCUGUGGCCUAGCCCUUUUCGGGGUUUCACUUUUCGUCUCGUGGAAGCUGUGCUGGGUGCCAUGGCGCGACCGUGGCCUCCCCAACGGCCUGAAGGAUGGCCAGGGGGACCAGCAGCCAGUCAUGAUGGAGGUGGAUGGGGUGGAGAAUGAGUACAGUGAAGACUGUGUCAAGGAGCCUCCAGGCCUGUUAGUCCCCGAGGCAAUCAUGAAGAUCAGCCACACAUCCCCAGACAUCCCACUGGAGGCCCAAUCCAAGCUCAAGGAGAACCAUGUCCGCCACACCACCCGCGUGCAGCGCCAGAUCACUGAGCCCACCUCCUCUGUCCGGCACAACUCCAUCCGCCGCCAAAUGAACCUAUCCAACCCAGACUUCAACAUUGGCCAGUUCCAGAGACAGGAGUCCCUGGCCACUCUGGGCCGGAUCAAACCCGAGCUCUAUAAGCAACGCUCUGUGGACACGGACGACGGCAGGAAGACGGACAGCUGCGGCCGCAUACAUUUCAUCCUCAAGUUUGACUGUGACCUGGAGCAUCUCAUCAUCAAGAUCCACAAGGCCCAGGAUUUACCGGCCAAGGAUUUCUCAGGAACCUCUGACCCUUACGUCAAGAUCUACCUGCUCCCCGACCGCAAGACCAAGCACCAGACCAAGGUGCACCGCAAGACCCUCAACCCUGUGUUCGACGAGGUCUUCCUGUUCCCUGUGGCCUACACUGAGCUGCCCACACGCAAACUGCACUUCAGCGUCUACGACUUUGACCGCUUCUCCCGCCACGACAUCAUUGGCCAGGUGCAGGUGGAUAACUUCCUGGACCUUGCAGACUUCCCCAGAGAGACUAAACUCUGUAGGGACAUCCAGUACGUCACCUCGGACAAUGUGGACUUGGGGGAUCUCAUGUUCUCCCUGUGUUACCUACCAACGGCUGGAAGGCUAACCAUCACAAUGAUCAAGGCUAGGAACCUCAAAGCCAUGGACAUCACUGGAGCCUCAGAUCCAUAUGUGAAGGUGUCUUUGAUGUGUGAGGGACGGAGAUUGAAGAAGAGGAAAACAUCCACCAAGCGAAACACUCUGAAUCCAGUCUACAACGAAGCCAUAGUAUUUGAUGUCCCUCCUGAGAACAUUGAUCAGAUCAGUCUCCUAAUAGCAGUGAUGGACUACGAUCGUGUAGGUCACAAUGAGGUCAUUGGAGUGUGUAGGGUGGGCAAUGAGGCGGAGAGCCUGGGCCGAGACCACUGGAACGAGAUGCUGUCAUACCCCCGCAAGCCCAUCGCCCACUGGCACCCCCUGGUAGAGUGGAUGGGUCAGGGAACUGCAGGUGGAAGCCAGGGCGGUUCCACCAACUCUCUGAAGACUCCUCCCUCACCAUAAAGAGAACACAGGGUGGUGAAGGAGAGGAACAGCAGAGACCCCAAGCAUCAAGAGAGGAGGAGAGAUCAGUAUGCUAGUAAUGGUAGAUGUUACACUUGGUUUCCCCAACAUAAAUUAAGCUUAGUGCUGAACUAAAAAGCAUGCUCAAUAGAAGAUCCAUUUGAAAGUGCUUACUGAUCCAGGACAGGCUUAAAACUUCUUCAGGAUUGGUGGGUCCCCUGCAGGACGGUUGAGCUAAUGUAGGCUAAUGUGAUUAGCAGGUUGUAAGUAACAAGAACAUUUCCCAGGACAUAGACAUAUCUGAUAUUGUCAGAAAGCUUAAAUUCUUGUUAAUCUAACUGCACUGUCUAAUUUACAGUAGCUAUUACAGUGAAAGAGUACCAUGCUAUUGUUUGAGGAGAGUGCACAGUUUUGAACAUGAAAAGUUAUUAAUAAACAAAUUAGGCACAUUUGGGCAGUCUGGUACAACAUUUUGAACAGAAAUGCAAUGGUUCAUUGGAUCAGUCUAAAACUUUGCCCAUACACUGCUGCCAUAUAGUGGCCAAAAUUUAAAUUCCACCUGGGCUGGAAUAAUUUCUCUUGCAUUUCAAAGAUGAUAGUACAAAAAAAUUCAAAAAAAUAUAUAUAUUUUUCUUUGUAUUAUGUUUUACCAGAUGUAAUGUGUUAUAUUCUCCUACAUUCCUUUUACAUUUCCACAAAAAGUGUUUCCUUUCAAAUGGCACCAAGAAUAUAUGUUUAGUCAACUGCAUGUCCAGUGGCCAUUCAUUAGUACUAUUUGUUUAAAAAACUACAGAAAUCUAAAAAGUGUUAAAGUUUCAGUUGGGAGGUAAUAAUAUAGUCUUGUUUAUGUCUUGUUUAAUAACACAUUGUUACAAUUAAUUGAUCUUUGUUAUUUGGGUACAGUGCAUGGUUCUUUGUGCGUAAUAUUGCUCUUUGGUUGAUUACUUUGCGAGAUACUAACAUACUGUAAACAUAAAAUGUACCAUGAAACUAAGACCUAGUAUGUAAAUUGUCCAUUCAGAUGUUACUAAAUAAAUAUUUAUAUUAUAAAUUUA